GCCGGGUUCUCCCACUACAGCCCGCGGGGGGGGAUAGAAGGUAAGCGGGGAAGGAGGAGGUUCAGCUGCGUUCCUCCGGAGCUUCCUCAGCUCCCGCUGGGCACUCUCCCUUCUCUUAGCUCUCAUCGGAACCUUUCCGUGCUCUGUCGCGGGUUCCCGCUGCACGCGGUGUCCCCGGGCUCCCCCUUUCACGCUCGUGGUUCCGCCCGCACGCAGCGCCCCGCGUGGAGUCCCGUAGUGCGCGCCCGCCGGGCGGGCUGAGGGUGCCGUGUGCUGUGUGUUGUAUGUUGUGUGCUGUCAUGGACCGAGCGGCCGUGGCCAAGAUGGGGGCGGUGGCCAGCGCCAGCGUGUGCGCCCUGGUGGGCGGCGUGGUGCUGGCCCAGUACAUCUUCACCAUGAAGAAGAAGACGGGCAGGAAGACGAAGAUCAUCGAGAUGAUGCCAGAAUUUCAGAAGAAGACAGUCCACAUUAAGGACCCGGGGAGAGUAGAAGAGAUUAUUUGUGGCCUCAUCAAAGGAGGAGCUGCUAAACUUCAGAUUAUUACAGAUUUUGAUAUGACAUUAAGUAGAUUUUCCUACAAUGGAAAAAGAUGUCCAACUUGUCAUAACAUCAUUGAUAACUCUAAGCUCAUCACAGAGGAAUGCCGGAAAAAGUUAUUGCAGCUGAAAGAAACAUACUAUGCUAUUGAAAUUGACCCAGCCCUCACUAUUGAAGAAAAAUAUCCAUAUAUGGUAGAAUGGUACAAUAAAUCUCAUGCACUACUCAUUGAACAAGGCUUACAAAAGGAUAAGUUUGCAGAAGUUGUGAGAGAAUCUGAUGUUAUGCUGAAGGAAGGAUACGAGAACUUCUUUGAUAAGCUCAGUGAACAUAAUAUUCCUGUGUUCAUCUUUUCUGCUGGGAUUGGAGACAUUCUUGAGGAAGUUAUCCACCAGGCUGGAGUCUACCAUUCUAAUGUCAAAGUUGUUUCCAAUUUCAUGGAUUUUGAUGAAAAUGGAAUCUUGAAAGGAUUUAAAGGAGAACUGAUUCAUGUUUACAACAAACAUGAUGGUGCCUUGAAGAACACAGAGUACUUUAAACAACUGAAAGACAACAGUAAUAUCAUACUGCUGGGUGAUUCCCAAGGAGACUUGAGUAUGGCAGAUGGAGUGGCAAAUGUUGAGCACAUUCUUAAGAUUGGCUAUCUCAAUGAUAAAGUAGAUGAACUCUUGGAAAAAUACAUGGACUCUUAUGAUAUUGUCUUGGUGAAAGAUGAAUCCCUGGAAGUUGCCAACUCCAUCCUACAGAAAAUCCUGUAAAUUGCAGUCUCAAGUCACUGCACUCCUCCCAGGAGGCAACUGAACAGAAGAGCAUAAGCAUGCAAUCUUAAGUGUAUCUGUUACUCAUUGACAGAACUGUUUAAUUUAAAACUUUUAUCCUCAUUUUGUUAUUUUGAAGUUUACGUGGUACCCAUUGUCAACUAGAAGCUCCUUUGACUGCUGUUAUGCUGUUCUUUAUUGUCUCACACUCCUAUUAAAACUAGAUUUAAAUUGGA
Messenger RNA from Coturnix japonica (Japanese quail), 1531 nucleotides. It is a transcript of the gene NT5C3A, whose product is annotated as 5'-nucleotidase, cytosolic IIIA. The record is from RefSeq and is a predicted model, not a curated record. Gene Ontology annotation, molecular function: magnesium ion binding; 5'-nucleotidase activity. NCBI's taxonomy places the organism in Eukaryota, Metazoa, Chordata, Aves, Galliformes, Phasianidae. Gene Ontology annotation, cellular component: cytoplasm.